Oncorhynchus keta (chum salmon) is the source of this 2172-nucleotide messenger RNA. RefSeq names its product translation initiation factor IF-2-like. The record is from RefSeq and is a predicted model, not a curated record. The coding region runs from base 1159 to 2172 and encodes 337 amino acids. The transcript is spliced from 3 exons. NCBI's taxonomy places the organism in Eukaryota, Metazoa, Chordata, Actinopteri, Salmoniformes, Salmonidae.
GGUCGUCUCGAGGUCGUCUCGAGGUCGUCUUGAGGUCGUCUUGAGGUCGUCUUGAGGUCGUCUUGAGGUCGUCUUGAGGUCGUCUUGAGGUCGUCUCGAGGUCGUCUCGAGGUCGUCUCGAGGUCGUCUUGAGGUCGUCCCACAGCAUCUCAAUCGGGUCCAGGUCAGGACCGGGUCACUCCAGAAGGCAGUAUUUUCCUCUGUUGAAGAGCAAAUUCUGUUGUUGAUUUACUACUGUGCUUCCUGUUGCAUCACCCAACAUCCUGUGGAGCUUCAACAGACAGACAGUCCAACAUUCUCCUGCAAAAUGUCUUGAUAAUCUUUGGGAAGAAUUGGUGUGCUGUGCCUUUUUUUCCCCUCCACACAUAGUGUUGUGUGUUCCAUUCUUCUUUAGUGUUUUACGUAUCGUAGACGCGCCAACAGAGAUGUUCGCAUGUUCCAGAGAUUUCUGUAAGUGUUCAGCUGACACUCUAGGAUUCUUCUGAACCCUCAUUGAGGAUUCUGCGCUGUGCUCUUGCAGUCAUCUUUGCAGGACAGGCCACUCCUUUUAAUGUAACCUUUAUUUACAGUAACUAAGCAAGUCAGUUAAAGAACAAAUUAUUAUUUAUGAAGACAGUCUACCACCGGCCAAACCCGGACAACGCUGAGCCAAUUGUGAGCCUCCCUAUGGGACUCCCAAUCACGGCCGGAUGUGAUACAGCCUGGAAUAGAACCAGGGACUGUAGUGACGCCUCUUGCGCUGAGAUGUAGUGCCUUAGACAGCUGCGCCACUCGGGGAGCCCCAUAACAAAGAUGGUAACAACACAGUAAAUGUGCAAGAGGGACAACUAGUUACUAAAGCUCGCGCUGUGAUUGGAGCGUUUCGCUUCCGCAGCUGCGCAGACACGGGGGACCUCGCUGGAGCUGUCAUCUGGAAAGGGAGGAGAGGAACAGAGAGAAUAACAAAAUAAACGCAGCGAGGACGCGAACACUCAAGAAAGGGUCAGAAGCUGUCUUCCUGGUGAAGCCAUAUGAUUGGCUGAAGCAGAACUCCUCUGUCUGUGAUUGGUCAUCGAGUGUAGACGCUGUGAUUGGCUGAGAAGUCCAAACAUGGACCCACACCAUCCUGGGGUGACCAACAAUCCUUAGCUCUACGGAGGCCCCGCUUCUUCGGUGAGGAUGUCAAUAGACGUGGCCAAUAGGAACGGCCCUGCCCUGACUCCUCCCGCCUCACUCAGCCUUCGCUCCUCCCACAAUCGUGAUGUCAGUGGCGGUGAUGUCACCAGGCUAGGUUGGGCCACGUUUCCUAAGUGUCGUAAGAAGUAUUGUCUGACCAGCAUCCAGAAUGCAAUGGGGCUGAGUGAUGUAACUCUUCCUCUGUCGUCGUCGACUCCCAACAAUCCCGAACUGGCCCAGAACGGGCUGAACACGACCCCUGACCCCAACUCAACCACAGCCGAACCACAUGGACAACAUGACCACAACAAGAACACAACCCCUGACCCCGACUCAACCACAGCCGAACCACAUGGACAACAUGACCACAACAAGAACACGACCCCUGACCCCGACUCAACCACAGCCGAACCACAUGGACAACAUGACCACAACAAGAACACGACCCCUGACCCCGACUCAACCACAGCCGAACCACAUGGACAACAUGACCACAACAAGAAAACGACCCCUGACCCCGACUCAACCACAGCUGAACGACAUGGACAACAUGACCACAACAAGAACACAACCCCUGACCCCGACUCAACCACAGCCGAACGACAUGGACAACAUGACCACAACAAGAACACGACCCCUGACCCCGACUCAACCACAGCCGAACCACAUGGACAACAUGACCACAACAAGAACACGACCCCUGACCCCGACUCAACCACAGCCGAACGACAUGGACAACAUGACCACAACAAGAACACAACCCCUGACCCCGACUCAACCACAGCCGAACCACAUGGACAACAUGACCACAACAAGAACACGACCCCUGACCCCGACUCAACCACAGCCGAACCACAUGGACAACAUGACCACAACAAGAACACAACCCCUGACCCCGACUCAACCACAGCCGAACCACAUGGACAACAUGACCACAACAAGAACACGACCCUGACCCCGACUCAACCACAGCCGAACCACAUGGACAACAUGACCACAACAAGAACACGACCCUGA